UUCUCAGAUACCCGUGAGAGAUGUUGUUUAUGAAGUGGUGCACAUCACUGAAGACAUUGCUGCGGCAGUUCAACGUCAGGUGGAAUCAGCGGAGAGUGUUGUAAUUUGUUUAACCUACAGCAAUGGGUUCUGCCAGCUCAGCGGCCAGUACACAGAGGCGGCGUGUGUGGCGGACGCCCUGAUGCUCCUCGUGAGCGAUGUGUUCUAUUACUGCAGAGGACAUACGAAGUACACCGCAGACUUCGUUAGUUUUGUGUUAAAAGAGAGGACAAUAUACUGUUAUGAUGCAAAGAUUAUCUUAAUUUACCUAAUGUCGCAAUUGAAUAUUGAGCCUUGUGCGCUGGAUAUGAAGAUAUUUGAUGUUAAGAUUGCCAUGAGUCUUGUAGACCCUGACCGGGGUGCAGACGACUUCGGCGAGGUACAACGCGCUGUGGGGCACGUGGCCGAAUACUGUGUGGCGACGGAGUGCGCCUUGCAGCGGUGCGCCUGGUACCAGACACAGCUGGAGCGGUGCGCAAGCCUGGCGCGCGGGCUGCUGCACCAGCACCAGCUGGAGACGCUCUUUACCGACCUCGAGAUGCGAGUGCUGCCGCUGCUCGCAGCUAUGGAGCAUCGUGGGAUAUCUGUCGAUUGUAAUAAACUGAAGUCAAUGGAGGGUAUCCUGAUGAAGCGCAUGCGAGAGAUAGAGAUGAGGUGCCACAAGGCGGCCGGCAGAACGUUUCAGAUAAAAUCUUCUUUGCAAGUUCGUAAUAUACUGUACGACGAACUUAAAUUGGACACGAAAUCGAACAUCAAAAUUCGAGAGACUGUUAGUAAGGGAGCCAAGUCCACUUCUGAGACCAUGCUGCGAAGCCUAAUUGAUGUUCACCCUCUUCCCAAACUCAUAUUAGAAUACAGACAAUUGCACAAAGCGCACGCUACCUUUGUGUCCGGCAUCAUGAGCUGUGUACGGAAUGACGUCGUCAAGCCGACUUGGUUGCAGAAGGCACAGCAGGCGGUGUCGCGGGAGGAGCGAGAGCGCACCAAGCGCAUCGUGUACGCCAGCCUGUACGGCGCCGGCGUGCGCACGCUCGGGGACAUCCUGGACGUGGGCUACGACCAGGCGCUGGCCGUCAGCAGCAGCUUCCACAGAACGUUCCCGUCCCUCAAAAGUUUCGGAAGGGACGUGGUGGCGCGGUGCCUCCAGCACCAAGGGCGGCUACACACGAGCAGCGGGCGCACGCGACACAUCCCCGACAUCUGUAGCGGAGAUAGCGCCGCCAGGAGCCACGCGCAGCGGCAGGCUGUCAACUUCAUGGUGCAAGGUCUCGCAGCAGACAUCUGCAAGUUGGCCAUGGUGUCGUCCGACAGCCGCCUGCGAGCCGCUCACGUCCCGUGCGAGCUCGUGCUGCAGAUCCACGACGAGCUGGUGUGGGAGGUGCGGGCUGACCAUCUGCAGACAGCUGCAGGUAUAAUCAAGAGCACGAUGGAGCAGUGCGGCCGACAGUUCGGCAUGGAGGUGCCUCUGCCCGUGUCCCUGCGGUGCGGGGACACCUGGGGGGACAUGGAGCCGCUCCCUCUGGUCUAGACCACGUCCCGGCGCGAACAAAUAUCACGUUCAUAUUGUAGAACUCCAAUAUAUUCUUGGAAAUGAGGAUAAAAUUUUAAUGUUCUCCGCAACUCAUUGGGACAAGUAAUUUUCCAGUGAAAUGACACCUUUGUAUUGUAAGAAGCACGUGUUAAUAAUUAAAAUAUUCCAACAUUAUUUUAGCACU
Molecule: messenger RNA, 1754 nt
Organism: Leptidea sinapis
Lineage: Eukaryota; Metazoa; Arthropoda; Insecta; Lepidoptera; Pieridae
Product: DNA polymerase nu-like
Exons: 10
Coding region: 182-1567 (461 amino acids)
Biological process (GO): DNA-templated DNA replication; double-strand break repair
Molecular function (GO): DNA-directed DNA polymerase activity; DNA binding
Source: RefSeq, a predicted model, not a curated record